Molecule: messenger RNA, 1080 nt
Organism: Punctularia strigosozonata HHB-11173 SS5
Lineage: Eukaryota; Fungi; Basidiomycota; Agaricomycetes; Corticiales; Punctulariaceae
Exons: 12
Coding region: 1-1080 (359 amino acids)
Source: RefSeq, a predicted model, not a curated record
AUGGCCGUAUCAGUGCCCAUCAAGGCUGCAGAACAGGCUGAUGAAGCCUUGCUGUUAGAGCAGUGGAUCACGAUAUCCGUGAUCGCGUUAUUUGCCUACGAGUAUGUGAUUACACUCAGCGACGAGGUCGAUCGAGCCUGGAAUAAGCGAUGGAGUCUCGCUAUUAUCUUAUUCUUCUUGAACAGAUAUUAUUCCUUGUUCGAGAUAUUCUCGGUGGCCGUGAUAUCGUUCAACCCUGCCUGGUUCAACGCGGUGGGUAGUUAUUUCUGUGUCCUUUCCUGGAUGCGCGCGAUUGACCCUUUCCGCAAUGUCAUAGGUGUCAAUAGCUGCACGCACUUCGUCAAGUUUCAAGGCGCCGGUUCCUCAGUAGCUGUCGGGAUCGGCGAAGCGUUGAUGAUUCUUCGCGUCCACGCGAUCUAUCAGAAUCGGCUCGUUGCGGUUGCUCUUUCUCUCUGUCUAGCGGGUCAGAUCAUCCUACAGAUCAUCGUGGUGUCGCAGGGAUUCGCUCUCUUCGAGCCGACAGGUGGAUGCGUUCUGGUAACGAAGACCUCGGCGUACUGGAUCGCACCGCUCGUCACGGAAAGCCUGAUCUUUAUUCUGACGAUGUGGCGACUGCGCCUCUACUUCAGGAGAGGGGCAUCUAUGCCUGCUAUGAGAUUAUUUCUCCGAGACGGAGUCGCUUACUUCCUCGUGGUUUUCACGGCAAAUCUUAUCAACGCCAUCAUUUUCCUCACGGCGCAGCCAUCACGCAAGGAAAUAUUCGCCGCGGUGAGCCAGGUAGUGACAUCCAUAACUGCUUCGAGAUUAUACCUGAAUCUGAAGGGCUUCUACUCUCCGCCCCAAGAUUUACCAGACGUCUCUCAGGCGAUCGAAGGCGGUCCCAUCACCUUUGGUCGCCGCUCAGAGAAGCGAAGCGAACAAGACCCACGAGAUUGGCACACAUUCAAUGAUUACUAUAAUCCGUACGCGGCGAACGUCGGUAUCGCAUCGGAACCUGGCGAAAUCCCGCUCACCAACAUGCGACAUACCCGUUCGCAUGAUCCCGAAUCCGACUCGCCGCACACGGGCUCCGUAGUGUGA